UUUUACUAUUUUAGGUUUGCUGGGCCCAUAACCUGAUGAAAUUAAAAUAAAGGGAAAAUCUAUAUAGUAUAUUAUAUUUUAUUUAACUUUAGAUUGAGAGUAACAGUAAAAAGGUAACCUAUCAACGCGUGAGCUCCAUAGACUAACAUAACACAUAAAACCUACUUCAACAAAGCCAAAUACAAUUUUUCGUUUGUGCGUGUGCCAUAGCAAUACAAAAUGGUCACAACUCAGUUUAUUGCUCCGUCCUCGAAAGAGCAAAGCACUGAUAUUCUGUUGCGGCCAAAAAGUCUAUGACUAGAAGAAUGGUAAUAUAGUUCCAUUUACGAAGGUUUUUUUUAUUUUUUUUUUAUUUUACAAGAAUAUUUCACGAAAUUCUGAGGAUUGUGUGACCUAUUGUCGAGGGAACACACAACCUCACGUGAACACACCUCGCUCACCAAAGCAUUUACGAAGGUUGCAUGUUAGAUUGACACCGAAUAAUGUCAGCCACAUUCAAUACAUCAAAAUAAGCACGUUCUAAUAUAAAAAGUGAAAUGGUUUGAAUAUAUGUACAUAUAUUAUAUUGUAUAUAAGUUUUAUUUGCGAUGGAUUCGAACGUAGUGGAAUGCGAGGCAGGGCGGGAGGUGUGCGGGUGCAAGGGCGGCCCUUCUUUGGCUAUAUUGAAGGAGGUACAGAGGGCAUACGAGGAGAGGAUGCAGAUCAUAGACAGAGUCGGCGGAGCUAAUAAGUUGCAGAUGCAAGUGGAGGUGCUGAGGUCGUGGGUGAGCGACCUCGUCGGCCAGAACACGCUGCUGGUGCGUACCGUCGAGGACUUGGAGUCGGAGGCGACCACGCAACUACUGCUUGAGCGUCGUAGACAUUCUGAGCGAGACAAGAAGAGAAAGGUGUGCGCUGACUGGAGCGAACUAAAGAUAUUAAACGAUUCCCUUCAAAAAGAAAACAUAGCAAAAGACAGGGAGAUACAGAGACUAAACAAGGACAUCCAGCAGUAUGAACGCACUAUUAUCAACCUAAGGAGCGAGAUGGCGCUCCGAGAUGCCAGUAGUCCAGAGGUAUUAAAAAAAGACGCCGAAGUCACGGCUGCAAUGUGUUGUACCGGGAAUGAGUGUGGCGAUUGGGAACCUGUAAAGGAUUAUAGUGCUAAAUUAGAAGACGAUCAGGCAAGCUACCAAGACCGUAUAGUUAAGAUGGAGGCCAAGCUGAAGUCUAGUUGCGAGACUGUACGUACGUUACGAAAAAUGAACGUGGCAUUCAAGAAGGAGAUGGAGUCGAUGCGUGGCGUGUGCGCCGCCCUGCACGAGCAGUGUCUCGCCGUCUCCACCGAGGUGCAGUUCAAGGACGACGUCAUAAAGGAGAUGCGUCGCCAACUGCGAAAGGCUAAAGCUAAGUUAAAGGAACUCUCAGAUAUAAAUACAUCAGGACCUCUGAAAGACUACGUAAGCGGUGAUCAUGAUUUCGGCCGCAGUUCAACCUUGUCCACAUAUGAAUCCGUGAUGAUAGAGUGUGUCAGUCAACAACCGCGGAGGAAUUGCUGUCCGGUUGACUCGACCCUCGAAUUACCCCCGAUGCUGUGCCCCAGCGAUGUUCAUAGCCUGAAGUUAGAAGGUUCGGACGAUGAUAUGUCCAUAAAACCUGAUUGAAACCUGAUUUGUGAGUUAUUUUGUUUAAUUUGAAAUA
Galleria mellonella (greater wax moth) is the source of this 1680-nucleotide messenger RNA. RefSeq lists its product as uncharacterized. Bases 588 to 1643 code for a protein of 351 amino acids. The transcript has 8 exons. The record is from RefSeq and is a predicted model, not a curated record. Lineage: Eukaryota; Metazoa; Arthropoda; Insecta; Lepidoptera; Pyralidae.